AUGAAGAUCUUUAUCUCUUCUCUACUGCUUCUUGGCAGUGCCUUAGCCAAGCCCCUUCCAAAUUUCUUUCAAGCCAAGACACUCGAUGAGAUUCGCAAAGCCAGUCAAUCCGAGAAAACCAUUGAGGACGUCCUCCGCGGGCGUCGGAAUCUAAAAAAUCGUCGACUCGAGACGUCCACGCACAUCCUUGCAGAUCGAUUUGGGGGCACUCCUGGAUUCUACCAUUCUGUUGCUUCAGGAGACCCAUUGGAGGAUGCUGUCGUCAUUUGGACUCGCUACACCCCCGUCACUAUGGAUGAAGAAAUCACCCUCGAAUUCCGAAUGGCUGCAGUGGAUGCAGAUUUGGAGUCUGAUGCCCACUUGGAUCCAGCUAUGAACUCUGCCAUUAAGCGUGGAUUGGUUACUGUGACAAAAGAAACAGACUUUAUCGCCAAGAUUGAUAUCACCGGGCUUGAAUCUAAUACUCACUAUGUCUACGCCUUUCUGACAGCAGAGGAAAAUCCGGUCAUUUCGGAUGUCGGUUUGACAAGAACGGCUCCAAGUUCUGUGGACGAUGCCGAAUCUUUGACUUAUGCUUUUUUUAGCUGCUCUCAUUUCUCAAACGGUUUCUUUCAUGCCUAUGACAUUGCUUCAUCUGUUGAAGACAUUGAUCUUGCAAUCUUCGUUGGCGACUAUUAUUACGAGUAUGGAAACUUCGAUACCUAUGCCAGAGAGGCUUCUGCUUUGCGCGACGACAAAGUCCUUCCUAUUUGGGAAGUCAUUGACCUUCAAGACUAUCGUAACCGACACUCCACUUACCUUGCUUAUGACGAAGGUCUGCGUAAUCUUCGUCGCCGUGUCCCAAUCAUGGCUUUUUGGGAUGAUCAUGAAACCGCCAACGACUCGUACGGUACAGCAGACAUUAUCGGUGCUAUGAAUCACCAACCGGUUUGUUCGGCCAAUGCAACAUCUACAAACGAAGAAAAGAGUGCAGCAGAAUGCGAUAGAGAUGAAGGUGAUGCUGUGGCUCGAUUCGAAGCUGCAGCCCAAGCCUACAUGGAAUGGCUCCCACUUCGGUAUGCUGCGGGCAGCAUGGGUCAGUUGAACAUUGGAAGUAUCACAAAAGUCAUUGAAUGGGGUGAAUUGGCCACUAUCGUGGGUGUGGAUACUCGAGUGAGCUAUCGUACUUCGGCUGGUGGUACCGCUUUUGAUAAUCCAAGUUAUGGGUUUGUUGCAUUCAAUGAAACCAAUGUGACGGCGUAUUCCGACCCCUCGACAUUCGCUUAUGAGAUUCUCCAGGGGGCUAUAUCUCAAGAUCUGGCGGAGCGAAACAUGGGGAACCGUAGCAUUAUUGGUGAAUCCAUUAGUGUUCUCGAGACGGCCUUUGAGCGAAGCAAGGCAGAAGGAAAACCCUGGCAGAUCUGGGCUGGCAAUACCAUGAUGGGUCACUAUGUCCUUCCCGAUCCUGCUAAACUUUAUUUGGACGCUCCCGAAGCCUUCCAAUCAGCACUCAAGGAUCUGUGGGAUUUUAUCCUUCCUUCUGAAGAUGGUCUCAUUCCAAGAAUUGUGUCUGCGCUGGCCCAAGCCGAUUUGGAGUGGAACUUGGAUGACUAUUCCGGUUUCCACAAUGAACGCAUGAAGAUCGUUGACCUUGCGCAGACAAAGACCAACAAUAUGAUUGUCCUUGGAGGCGACUUGCACGAUGGUUUUGCAUGGCAAGUACCAAGCAGUGGUCUGAGCGAGGGCGAACCAGUUUUUGUCAACUUGGGAUGCGCCUCGGUCACAUCCCCAGGGUUUGGACCAAACUUCUUUCCUUUCUUUGCUUCGAUUCAGGAAGCCAUUGGGGGCAAGGGAGCAGUCGUUGACAUUCUUGAAAAGGCUUUCCUUCGUCAAAAUCCAAACCUGAAAUUAGUCAACUUGGACCUGAAAGGACCCACUAUCGUCACCGUGACAGGAACUACUCACACGGCUGAGUAUUUCGGAGUGACAGAUGAGGAUCGCCUGAGUGAUUAUCCUGAUGCCCGAAAAGAUUCAAUGACCGCAAAUCCUAUUUGCAAGGGAAGAGUCGUGACAAGGGCAGAUGAACCAGGUUCGUUGGCCGCCUUUGAGGACUGUUCGACGACUGUAUUUGCCACUGAACGCCCGGCUGUAUACAACUUGCCUGUCCCUGCAAGUAAUACGGAAGAUUUGAGUGCUCUAUCUGGCUGCGGAUACAUUGGAUGCAGUUUUGAUGCGUCGACCGUUGUCACUGAUGCUCCUAGUGCCGCCAUGGAGGCAACGGAUGCUCCAAACACUAGUACGACGAUCUCUCCAGUUGCCCCAGCUGAUCCCACUGCUGCGCCCAAUGCUGCCGCCGGUUCGAGCGCUGCUGCGUGGUCGGAGUAUUCAUUCAUUAGUGCUUUGAUGUCAUUUCUUUGUGUCGUGAGCGUCAUGUAA
Messenger RNA from Cylindrotheca closterium, 2415 nucleotides. The record is from the annotation of a GenBank genome assembly. Lineage: Eukaryota; Bacillariophyta; Bacillariophyceae; Bacillariales; Bacillariaceae.